Messenger RNA from Suillus fuscotomentosus, 798 nucleotides. RefSeq lists its product as uncharacterized. Gene Ontology annotation, molecular function: protein binding. Lineage: Eukaryota; Fungi; Basidiomycota; Agaricomycetes; Boletales; Suillaceae. The transcript has a single exon. The coding region runs from base 1 to 798 and encodes 265 amino acids. The record is from RefSeq and is a predicted model, not a curated record.
AUGUUCCGCAUUGACUCCCCGACGUCAUCCCCCAAUGUUGAUCUCGCCGCACUCGGCAUCACUCACGAGUUCCCUCCCAUGGCGGAAGUGCGCGAACGCGCAUCGCUCUUGUUCCCUUCUGCCGGUGCUGUUUCUCGUAGGGAGUCCAUGAAUAGCAUGAUGAGUAUCGGGAGCGACCCUGACACUCAGUACCUCAUUGUGGGAAAUGAUCUCAAUCCUCCCGGAUCAUCUAGUCCCAUGUCCGUCCGUCCGUUUUCUCCGUCAGAAUCCUUCGCGUUUCCAAGGCCACCACCCCCUGGCCUCAAUCAGGCGCAGCGUGCUUCGUCCGUUUCUGUUGGUCACGACCUCGUUGCCCCUUUGUCAUCCGCUGCUACUCUCGUCCAGAUCCACUCUCCUCCUCCCAUAUUCAAUUCUGAUUUACUGUCCUCUGCUCCCGCUUCCUCCUACCAGCUAUCACCACCCAGCAGUUUGUUGACAACUAUUCCUGGCACAUUUCCUAAUCCUUUUGCUGAUCCUGCAAAACCCGAAUUCGAUACCAUCCAUCGCCCAUUCGCACCUACGCUAGACGAUGAAGUCUCCGUCGUCCCGGGCGAUCAAGUCCUCGUUUUGAAGGUCUUCGAUGAUGGCUGGGCGUUCAUCGAGAAGCAGUGCGGAUUCUUGGAUGAUAGCGAGAGGGGUCUCAUUCCCGUGGACUGCUUGCGCGAAGCUGGUCAGGCCCUCCCAGUAUUCCUAUCUCAAAAGCGGGUAAGCGGGUACCAAGCUGAUAUAAAUCAACUAGCCCAAAUGUUGAAGGUGUAA